Molecule: messenger RNA, 1128 nt
Organism: Tripterygium wilfordii
Lineage: Eukaryota; Viridiplantae; Streptophyta; Magnoliopsida; Celastrales; Celastraceae
Exons: 5
Coding region: 203-913 (236 amino acids)
Molecular function (GO): protein dimerization activity
Source: RefSeq, a predicted model, not a curated record
AUUCUCAAUCUCUCUCCAUCACCAGCAGGUCCACCGUUGACGUCCACCUCCUUGGUUCCACACCGGAGCACCACCAGCAACCAGUCGAGCACCGCCGCACCAGCAGUCAGGCCAGCGAGCACAGCACCAGCAGCCAAACACGGGAUUUGUUUAAUCGUUUGCGGUCUGUCUAUACUCUAUACCAGAGUAAUUGAAGCAAAUAAUGUCAUCAUCGGAGCACAACUCUACCGCCGCUUCUACUCCUGCAGAUGUGCCCACUUCUGCUCCUGCAGCUGCGCCUGCGUCUUCUCCUGCAGUUGCGCCCAUGUCUUCUCCUACUUCUGUUGGUUCUGUAGGAGGAGCACGUCAGAAAACAGAUUCGGCUUGGAAACAUGUCAAUUUUGAAAUUGAUGGCAAAGAUGAAUGGUGGAGGACUUUUGGUCAUAGUGCUCCAAACCUGCAAAAGCUUGCUAUUCGAAUUCUUGGACAAACUUCUUCAUCUUCGGGGUGUGAGCGAAAUUGGAGUGUCUUUGAACGCAUACACAACAAAAGAAGGAAUAGGCUGGAGCAUCAAAGACUUAAUGAUCUUGUAUAUGUGCAAUAUAAUUUGCGUCUAAAAAACAGGGACAAAUAUAAAAAAAGGUCUUAUGAUCCUGUUGAUUAUGAAUGCAUUGAUAAGACUGAAUUUUGGAUUGUUGAGGAUGAGGAGGAUAAUACUUUUAUGGACUAUGAUGAUUUAGAGAGAAUGCUUUAUGACAAUAUAGAAGAUCUAACAAUUGAUACAAGCGACCAACAUUUACGACGUGAUGACAAUGUCAUUGUUGAUCGUGAGGAAAAUGAGGACAUUGACUUUACAUCGUUUGAUGUUGGUGAAAACGAGCAACUCAAUAUUGGCGAUACAAGUGACAAUGAUGAUGCUAGGGCUACAACUUGAUUUGGAUAUGAUGUUGGUCACUAGAUUGUGAAUUGUUGUACUACUUUUGGUUGUGGAAUUGCACUACUUCGUUUUUGGAUUGUACUACUUUUUUGAACUUGAACUUGUUUUUGGAUUUAUACUAUUGUGGUGAACUUGAACUUGAACUUGAUUUGUAGUUUUGUACUACUUAAGAUCUUAUUAUUUGUUAUGUUAAGAGUUAAGACUUAAGACUA